Mercenaria mercenaria is the source of this 3726-nucleotide messenger RNA. Its product is annotated as piggyBac transposable element-derived protein 4-like. Bases 1 to 1644 code for a protein of 547 amino acids. The transcript has 2 exons. The record is from RefSeq and is a predicted model, not a curated record. NCBI's taxonomy places the organism in Eukaryota, Metazoa, Mollusca, Bivalvia, Venerida, Veneridae.
AUGGAUAAUUCUGUAAUUGAUUUUAGUGACAGUGAUUUCUCAGAGUUUGAGUCGGACGAUGAUGUGCCUCUAGCGGAUUUGAUUCGUAAUUUUGAUGACAGUUCUGAUUCGGACGGUAGUGGAAGUGAAAGCGAAGACCAGAACAAUGACACUUGGUCAGUAAAUGACAAAACACCACGCCCAAAGAGGCCAUUUAUUGGGCCUGAACCGGGACCUACCACUUUACUGAGCCCUGAUGAUAAAGAAUGGGACUUUGUUGAGCUUUUCUUUCCAGUAAUGUUGAUUGAGCUUCUUGUCAAACAGACCAAUCUGUAUGCCAGUCAGAAACAAUCCAGGAAGCCGGAUCCUUCAUGGCGACAAGUGACAUUUGUUGAAAUGAAGGCAUGGUUGGGAAUCCGCGUGUACAUGAGCAUUAUUCAGUUACCACAGACUCAGAUGUACUGGUCUACAGACAAGACCUUUGGUAAUUUGUCCAUCAGGAAAGUGAUGAAACGUGACCGAUUUAUGAAAAUCCUGCAGUACUUUCAUGUAAAUGAUCGAUCAAAGAUGCAACCAAGGGGUCAUCCAACUUAUGACAAACUUUUUCUUGUGCGACCUAUUCUGGAUGAAGUUAGGAAAUUGUGUCUCCAAAAUUACAACGCGCAUCAGAACGUUAGUGUUGAUGAGGCUAUGGUAAAAUUCCGUGGUCGUCUAUCAUUCAAACAAUAUCUGCCGGCCAAACCGACGAAAUACGGCAUAAAAAUCUGGGUGCGGGCAGAUCCGGCAAAUGGCUACGUGAAUGACUUUCAGGUUUAUACUGGUCGUGAUGGACCAGCAGAGAAUGGACUUGCACAUCGUGUUGUUACUGAACUGAUGAAUGGAAUAAAUGGACGAAACCACAUUGUGAAUAUGGACAAUUAUUUCUCAAGUCCUAUGUUAUUCCAGGAGUUAGAAAAUAAUGGAACAUACGCUAGGGGAACUGUUAGAUCUAACAGGAAAGGCUUUCCACAUACAACUUUGAAAAAGAAGGACGUGAAAAAUCAAGGAGACAUGAAAUUUGCGCAGAAAGGAGAAUUAGUCACGUGCAUUUGGAAAGAUAAGAAAGAAAUAUUUACUCUUUCAACUGCUGAUAAUCCAGCAAAUAUUGAUUCCUCUGUACCGAGAAAGUCGCGCACUGGUGACAUCAAGGAAGUACCUGCGCCAGUAACAAUUUCCGAGUACAACAAUUACAUGAACGGGGUUGAUCAUGCUGACCAAUUGAGAACAGCCUACUCAACCUUCCGUACGUCAAGAAAAUGGUGGUUGUACCUGUUUUGGUUUUUAUGGGAUACAGCGGUGGUAAAUGCCUUCAUCGUAAUGAAAGAAUCCCCGUAUCACAAAUUAAAAACGAGAAAAGGAAAACCCAAGGAACGCGCAUUGAUUGACUUUAGAAUGAACGUUGCAAAGCAAUUGAUAGCGGAUUAUACGGAAAACGAGAAGGCAUCUCUUGCCACUGUGAAUGCCGGCCAUUUUCCAAGUAAUGGCUUGAAACGUGGAAGGUGCCGUCAAUGUAGCAAAAGGAAAAGGCGGCAUGAAUGUUUCAAUAUGUGUUUACAGUGCAAUGUUCAUGUCUGUGUGCCUUGUUUCAAGGACUGGCACACUGACAUUUUGAAAAAUGGGUAUUAGUAACUCAAUAAAACAAAUAUUUGUAGGAUAUAUGUAGCACUUUAUGUGUAAGUGGAGUAAUGAAAUAUACAUAUCGUGGAUCCACACGCUGAUAUUACAAUAGGUUUAUUAUAAUAGUAGCUAUCUGGGACGUUGUAUUUUGCUCGUGCAGAUUUUGAUGAAUAUGCAACGAAAUAGUUAUAAGUUUUUGCAAUUUAAAAUAUGCACUCUUUAUUUUUGCGGAUUUAUAUGGCACAGUUACUGUCACUGACAAUCUUCAUUGCCGAACUUAAUAAAACUUUAGUAAUCUAGUAAUGCACACUUUCAAAAAAAGUCCGAUGUCAAGAUAAUAGCAAAUUCUAUCCUUUGUAACGCAAGUUUGGCGGCAGAAUUGUUUGAGCCCGGAGUAGCCAGUAUUUGCUGCAUAAGCAACCAGUGCCAAAUGCACUUAUUUUGUAACUUUAUUUUUGAGAUACCUUAUUUCAACCGUCAUAGUUCAAUGAAUCUAUGUACAUUGUACAUUUGUUGUUGUUAUAUAUUUAAUUCAACUGUACAGUGUAUUCAAUUUUCAUUAAAAUCUGUUAAAUUUUGGCAGACAUAAAAACAAAAACACAAGUGUGGUGUGAGAAAAAGCCUUUAGGUAUAUAUUUGAUAUUUUUCAUUGUGAAAAUUCCUACUAAUUCUAUGAUUCACUGUAAUAUUUAUUGUUGUAUUUUAGCUGAAAAAAAACUUUAUAAAAAUACAUAAAUUCUUUUUUCUUUACUUGUAAAUUGAUCAGUGACAUUUAUUUAUUUAUUUAUGUUAAACUUUGAAACUGUCUCUUGUGCAAUAGAAUAAAGUGUUGUUUAUUAUUCACAUAUUUUGACCACAUGCGGGUUUAGAAAUGUAAUCAGGGUUUUCCCGGACGCAGGUUUUCUGCGUCCCUGACGCGCUUUGACUGCUUUGGACUCGCAUUUUGUAGUGCCUCUGCGUCCACUGGACCCGCAAAAUCGGUCACGAAACUCCUUUGCACUGAAGCUUCCUUUGCGCAGAUACCCAUGUAAAAUGCGCAGUUUUUUACCACCGGGACCAUCCCCGAAUCGUGGGUGCUCAUUAUACACAGGUAUAGACGAUUUUCCAACUUCAAAACAAGUUUUGUUACCGAUGUUCGCCAUUUUGGUAAAGGGAAACUACUCUCCGCGCUAACUGAUACCGCUAAAAUCUAAGAUUGCCGUUACGUUCCGUAAAAGAUCGAAUGGUUUAUUUUUCUAUUAAACAAAAUUAAUUUCAUAUAAAUUUAAAGUAUUUUGAUGAAAAAAUAUUAAUAAAUCACAAAAAUUAUGAUACUAAUUAAGGAUCGAGUAUUAUCUUUAACUAAGAUCAAACUGUGAAGAACAUAAUUGACACGAGUUGACACUUAAUUGCCGGUAAUUACUGGCUAUUUGAUCAUAACAUAACAAAAAGACUGUCACACCUUUUGUUAUCAGUCUGAAUGGAAAACUCAUGCCAUUUUGAAAGAUAUCAUUCCGAAAUACUGAAUCAGCUGCUAUCUAAAUUAAAAAGAUACAAGUUCAUUCGGUUUUAGGAUAAAUUUUUUUUAGUAAUAAUGUCCAUUUUCAAGAUCAAUAAUUUGUGGACCCGCAAAAAUUAUUAGGGACCCUUAAAUUAGCAGCCAUGGGAGUCCAUGGACUCCCAAAUAAAAAACUCGAGGGAAAACCCUGUGUAAUGAAAUAUUUAUUUGCUCAUUCAUUUAUUUCAUCCAUCCAUCCAUCCAUUCAUUCAUUCAUUCAUUCAUUUAAGUUAAACUUUGAAACUGUCUCUAGUGCAAUAGAAUAAAGUGUUGUAUAUUAUUCAGUUAUUUUGACACAUGCGAAUUUAGAAAUUUUAUGAAAUAGUUUCGAAAUUUAAAUUUGCAUAACAAACGUUUUUCUUACAAUUAGUCAAAAAUAAUUCUAUUUUCAAGACAGUUAUAGUUUUUGUCUUAAAUAGUUAAACUGUUUACUUAUAUUCGUUUUACUACAUCCUCAUAUAUAAUGCUUUCACUAUUUUUCUAUAAAUACUGAUUCACUAUUUUGUAAAAUAAGAGUUAUAUCGAAUGAAAACAAUAUAUAUUUCAAGUAAGUU